This is a messenger RNA of Anopheles stephensi (Asian malaria mosquito), 530 nucleotides long. RefSeq names its product larval cuticle protein F1-like. The transcript has a single exon. NCBI's taxonomy places the organism in Eukaryota, Metazoa, Arthropoda, Insecta, Diptera, Culicidae. The record is from RefSeq and is a predicted model, not a curated record. Bases 62 to 445 code for a protein of 127 amino acids.
AAACGAUCAGCAUUCACAUUUCCAACUUCCCAAACCAAACCCAACCACUCAAAACUUCAAAAUGUUCGCCAAAGUGAUCAUCUUCGUGGCCAUCGCCGUUGCCUGCGCCGCCGGUAAGCCCCUAACGGCAGCUGUCGUGGCUGCACCGGCCGUCGUGACCGCCCAGAGCUCGCAGGUUAUUGCCAGAAACUACAACGGAGUGGCUGCUGCAUACACCGCACCGGCCGUUGUGUCCGCCGCUUACACUGCUCCGGUGGCCGCUGCCUACACCGCUCCAGUUGCUGCCGCCUAUACUGCUCCAGUGGCCGCUGCCUACACCGCUGCCUACAGCUCGCCAGUUGCUGCCGCUUACACUACGGCUCCAGUGGCCGCUGCCUACAGCGCUCCGUUUGCCGCUGCCUACACUGCGUCGCCGUACGCUUCCUACUACCCGUACGUGCUGUAAGGCACCAGGAUUGGCCACCAUCUUCACACAAAACACCCGAUCGUUUGUUGUAAAUAAUUACCAUCAAAACCGUUAAGCAUUUCAA